Pipistrellus nathusii (Nathusius's pipistrelle) is the source of this 582-nucleotide messenger RNA. The record is from the annotation of a GenBank genome assembly. NCBI's taxonomy places the organism in Eukaryota, Metazoa, Chordata, Mammalia, Chiroptera, Vespertilionidae.
AUGGCGUGGCCCUGCAUCAGCCGCCUGUGCUGCCUGGCGCGGCGCUGGAACCAGCGGGACCGCUCGGACGUGGCGGUGCCGCUGACCCUGCACAGCUACUCGGACCUGGACAGCGAGGAGCCGGGCCCCGGCGCCGCCGCCCCGCGCACGGGCGCGCCCCCCGCGGGCGCCCGGGCCCCCGGCCGGGACGUGCCCCGCACGCAGUACCAGCGGGACUUCUGCGCGUGGCCCGCGCCCGCCGGGCCCCGGGCGGCGGCGCAGGGGCGCAGGCCGGGGGCGGCCGGCCGGAGGGGCGCCUCCCCCGCAGCCCCUGGGGGCCAGGGGGUCUACGUGCUCCCCAUCGGGGACGCGGACGCGGCUGCGGCAGCCACCUCGUCGUACAGACAGGAAUUCCAGCCCUGGACCGGAGUCAAGCCAUCGCGAUCCACGAAGGCGAAGCCGACCACGGUGAUCACAACCCACAGCUCGGGAUGGGCCGGAGGCCCUGGGUCCGGCUUCCAGGUCCCCGAGGUGAGGACGACGUUCAGUCCUAACCCCUCAGCCAUCUUCCAGACGCCAGCUCCCCGGAUCCUCCAUGUGUGA